UUUAAGGCUCAGCACAGGCCAUAGGGAGAAGUGGCCCUGUCACGGCCCAGCCAUGGGGGACACCUUUAUUCGUCAUAUCGCCCUCCUGGGCUUCGAGAAGCGCUUCGUCCCCAGCCAACACUAUGUGUACAUGUUCCUGGUUAAGUGGCAGGACCUGUCGGAGAAGGUGGUCUACAGGAAAUUCACCGAGAUCUAUGAGUUCCAUAAAAUGCUCAAGGAGAUGUUCCCCAUUGAGGCUGGCGAGAUCCACACCGAGAACAGAGUCAUCCCGCACCUCCCGGCACCCAGGUGGUUCGAUGGGCAGCGUGCCGCCGAGAGCCGCCAGGGCACACUCACUGAGUACUUCAACGGCCUCAUGGGACUGCCCGUGAAGAUCUCCCGCUGCCCACACCUGCUGGACUUCUUCAAAGUGCGGCCUGAUGACCUGAAGCUGCCCACAGACAGCCAGGUGAAGAAGCCAGAGACAUACCUGAUGGCCAAAGAUGGCAAGAGUAACGUAGCUGACAUCACAGGCCCCAUCAUCCUUCAGACCUACCGGGCCAUCGCUGACUACGAGAAGAGUUCAAGAACGGAGAUGACUGUGGUAACUGGGGACGUGGUGGACGUCGUGGAGAAAAGCGAGAGCGGCUGGUGGUUUUGCCAGAUGAAGACAAAGCGAGGUUGGGUCCCUGCAUCCUAUCUGGAGCCCCUUGACAGUCCUGACGAGGCAGAGGACCCGGAUCCCAACUAUGAAGGUGAACCGUAUGUAAGCAUCAAAGCGUACGCUGCUGUUGAAGAGGACGAGGUGUCCCUGUCUGAGGGUGAAACCAUCGAUGUCAUUCAUAAGCUCCUGGAUGGCUGGUGGGUGGUCAGGAAAGGGGAUAUCACCGGCUACUUCCCAUCCAUGUAUCUGCAGAAGGCUGGGGAGGAGAUAAGCCAGGCCCAGCGACAGAUCAGAAGCCGCGGGGCACCACCUCGCAGGUCGACCAUCCGCAACGCACAGAGCAUCCACCAGCGUUCUCGGAAGCGCCUCAGCCAGGACACCUAUCGUCGCAACAGCGUCCGAUUCCUGCAGCAGCGCAGACGCCCAGCGAGACCCGGGCCGCAGACCGCGGUUGGCGCAAAGGACAAUCCAUCGACUCAGAGCGCCAAACCACAGCCCGCGGUGCCUCCGCGGCCCAGCUCGGACCUCAUCCUGCACCGCUGCACAGAGAGCACCAAGAGGAAGCUAGCGUCCGCAGUAUAAAGGACAUAGGCCCUAGGCGAGUCCCUUGUAUAUUCCUGUAUAUACUUGUCUAUAGCCUCGGGUCAGAGGCUCCUCCCCCGCCUUAAUGUUUGGAGUGGACUGAGACUCUGCAGCGAAAGACAGGACUGGGGUUCUCUCCAGAGGUAUUACUAGGACAAGAGGAGGCACUGAGCGCUGCUCAGGGGAGUUUGCAGGAACAAAAAAAAGUCUGAUUACCUGCUGGCCUUCUGCCACAGACAAGUUUGCAGAAGGCCAAGUGCCUUAGGAACGCCCUGGGAAAGUGUUUCUCAACCUGUUGGCUGUGACCCCUUUGGAAAGGGUGUCGAAAGAUUUUCACAGAGGUUGCCUAAGACCAUUAGAAAACACAGAUAUUAUUUUUUAUAGAUGUUUAUAUUACGAGUCAUAAAAGUAACGAAAUGACAGUUAUGAAGUAGCAAUAAAAAUAAUUUUAUGAUUGGGGGUCCCCACAACUUUGGGAACUAACUGUAUUAAGGGUCACAGCAUUCGGAAGGUUGUGAAGCACUGUCCUAGGGGCUCAGGAUGUUGUCUAGUUGAUAGAGUGCUUGACUAGAAUGCACCAGGCCCUGGCUUCCAUUCCCAGCAUCCCAUAAUUGGGCGUGUCAGUGUUCCAGCCUCUGAACGGUCUAGCCAAGGCUUGCGUCUGUAAUCUCAGAGCCAAGAGUCAAGAGAACUGCUCUUAGGUUCAAGGUCAGCUUGGGCCAUGUAGGGAAUUUGAGAUCAGAUUUAGCUCCAGUGUGAGAUCCUGUCUCAAACCACCCCAUCCCACAACGUAACCUUGGGAUAGGGAGUCUUUGGAGUUGUGACGGAAAGCAGCCGUCAUUAGUGGAUAACGUCAUUAGUUACUUUCAUUGCGUUCAUGCCUCUAAGACCUUGCUGGUAUUUCUAUCCUCAAAUGCAAUGACUGCUGGCUGGUCUUACGUCAACUUGACCCAAGCUGGUGUCAUCUAAGGGAGGGAACCUUAUUUGAGAAGAUGCCUCCAUGGGGCUGGAAAAAUGGCCCGGUGGUUAAGAGCACUGGCUGCUUUCCAGAGGUCUGGGGUUCAAUUUCCAGCAUCUAUAGGGUG
This is a messenger RNA of Grammomys surdaster, 2310 nucleotides long. RefSeq names its product neutrophil cytosolic factor 1 (gene Ncf1). Gene Ontology annotation, cellular component: cytoplasm; NADPH oxidase complex. The record is from RefSeq and is a predicted model, not a curated record. NCBI's taxonomy places the organism in Eukaryota, Metazoa, Chordata, Mammalia, Rodentia, Muridae. The coding region runs from base 53 to 1225 and encodes 390 amino acids. Gene Ontology annotation, biological process: superoxide anion generation; respiratory burst. Gene Ontology annotation, molecular function: protein binding; superoxide-generating NADPH oxidase activator activity; phosphatidylinositol binding. The transcript has 11 exons.